Molecule: messenger RNA, 1223 nt
Organism: Dendrobium catenatum
Lineage: Eukaryota; Viridiplantae; Streptophyta; Magnoliopsida; Asparagales; Orchidaceae
Product: ribonuclease P protein subunit p25-like protein
Exons: 8
Coding region: 159-908 (249 amino acids)
Molecular function (GO): RNA binding
Source: RefSeq, a predicted model, not a curated record
ACAAUCUUGGAAGGGCGGGGAAGAGGUUUCUUUUCGUUAUAAGCCACAGAGCUUUGAAGUUACAGUACGCUGGAGCUGAUCUUCCACUGAAAUCCUAACCCUAGCUGAAACCUAUUUACUUGGUUCUCUAUUGUUCUAUUGGUCUUAGCUCGCCGGCCAUGGAUAGAUACCAGAGAGUGGAGAAGCCGAGGCCGGAGUCGGCUAUAAGCGAGAAUGAGAUCAGAAUUACAUCUCAGGGCAUGAUUCGAAAUUAUAUCAGCUAUGCAACUAGUCUCUUCCAGGAUAAGCACGCCAGAGAAAUUGUCUUAAAGGCAAUGGGACAAGCUAUCAACAAGGCUGUAGCUGUUGUCGAGAUCAUGAAGAAACGAAUUCCCGGAUUGUAUCAAGAUACUUCUAUCAGUUCAAGCAGCAUUACUGAUGUUUGGGAACCUAUUGAAGAGGGUCUUGUACCUUUGGAGACGACAAGGCAUGUUUCCAUGAUUACAAUAACUCUCUCCACAAGGGAUCUAAACGUCAACUCAUCUGGGUAUCAAGUUGCAUCAAAUGUAGGGCAUCCAAGGCAACAACCGAGGCAUCAACCCCGACAGCAGCAAAUGGGGCAAACUUAUCAUCAGCCUAGACAGGCACAAAAUCCCUAUAAUGAUGAUUACUCGUAUGGUCGAGGACAAGGUCGAGGUAGAGGAAGAGGAAGGGGUUUUGGAAGAGGUGGAUAUGAUGGGUAUGGUGGCUACAGAAACUAUCAAGAUGAGAACUGGAAUUGGGGCCAAGGUGGUGGGCGUGGAAGAGGUUGGAAUUACCAUGGAGCAGGCUAUGAAAGAGGCAGAGGCGUGCGAGGCUACGGUGGCAGAGGCUAUGGCCGUGCCCGGGGAAGGACAGGCGGCCGUGGAAGAGGGUACAUGGCCGAGUAAGCGGAGGAAUUACCGGUAUGCCCUCGCACUCUCAAAUGCAUGCUUGAUAUUUAUUAAAAGAAGAAUCCAAGGAUUUAGUGUUCAUAAGAUUGCCUUGGUAUGUGUAAGUGCCUAUAUUUAUAGCUUUCAUUGUGAAUCCUUGGUGAGCUUGUUCUUAGUUUUCAUGUUUCCAGUUACUGCUCAAAUUUACCUGUAAGGCUUGCAGUGUUCAUUCUUACUAGUUUGAAUCAUCCAUCAAUUAUUGUAUCUAUGUAUCCAAUUUUGUUCAGUGUUGUAUAUUUCUGCAUCUUCAAUUUUGGGUGACUUAAAAGCUUA